AUGCCUCGCGGAACUGCUAAACGCUCCCUCGAGGAGCUCGCCAACAUGUCUGACUCUGCAGACGAAGACUGGAGUGAUGGUACCGAUCGCGCACCUCGCAGACGUAAUCGCAAAAGUCAAGCUAGUCCUAAAAAGAGGUCGCGGCCGGCCAAGAGGCGUCGCAGAAGUUCGGAUAGUGAUAUUGUCUCCGAUGGCGCCAGCCUGGACGAAGAUCUAUCAGUGAGCGAGUCCGAAGAGGAUCAGGACGACCCAAAUGUCCCACGAAAUGCGCGUGGAACAGCGCGCCGACGAACCACCCAGUCCAAAACCUACCAAGAGCCUUCCGAUGAAGAGUCCUUCGGCGACGACGAGGAUGGCGAACCGCCAGAGGUUUCAUCACCACCUUACAAAAAGAAGACGGUUGUGAAAUUGAAGCUUCCGCCAGAAAUCCUCGCUCAGCCUGAAUUGAUCACUCGACGCACUACGCGGCGAACUCGGGGUGCUUCUGAGGAUAUGUAUGCCCUGACAAAUUCGGGUCAUCAUAUGGAGACAGUGGAGAGAGGCACCCAGAGCCCAGAGACCGCCGCGCAGCGCCGACGAAACAGUCGUGGUUUCAAACAGCCCGUCAUCCAAGAAGAGAUUGUUGAGCAGUCUGAGAUCCCCGCGUCCCUGGAGAUUCUCGAAAGUGAUGUUCCUCAGGAACCCACUGAAGGUGACACUGUUCUCAUGAAUGAUGGCGACGACGUUGAAAUGACCACGGAAGGCGUCGUUCCAGAGUCCGAAGUGGGCGAUGCGAAGAAUGAACAACAUGAUGACGAAGAUGAAGAUGAGGACGAGGAUGAGGGUCCCGUAUCUCGCAAGCGAACCCGGCAGUCUCGAGCCUCCGAGCAGCCUGAGACUACCAACGCCGAUGCAUCUGACGGCGCUCAACCACGUCGCUCAAGCCGCAAGAAGCCUUCUUCUCAGCGCAAAUCCCAGGCCGAUGAGAGCGACUUUGAACCCGAAGACGAGGAGUCCAAUGACGACGCGUCCGAUUCUGCAACAUCGAAUGGAUCCCCCCGAAAAGCCAGCCAAGCUCGCGAUGACGCGGAUGAUGAGGGACAUAGCAGUGCCGCUGGUCGUCGUCCUGGUUUGCGCAAACGCCCGACCCGUUCUCGUGGUCAUUCUGAGGUCGCAGAGGAGCUCGCCGAAGAGCUCCAAGAUCUCCGCGGUGGUCGGCCAAGACGACGUGUUGCGCAAGAAACUAUCUCCGAGAAGCCACGUCGAAGCCGCAAGGAAGUUGAUUAUCGAUUGAUUCGCCCAGAGCAAUUCUUGCCAAUUGAAGAUAUCGAGGAUAAUUUCGUGACUGAAUCGCCCUCUCGACGUGGCCGUGCUGGCGGCGGAGGUGGCUGGCAGCGAACUCUGUUCCCAACAGAUGGACCAUUCGGGGGUGGCGGUUUAUCGGCUAUUCUUGCGCCGCCUGGAGCACCUGCUGCAGCCGGAGGUGUUGACAGUGACAGCAGUGACGACGAAGCGACACAGCAACCCAAGCCCAUAGGGCUAUUACCUGGUGCAGGACUGGUCGCUCAAACUCAUUCGGCUGAUCCUGCUCAGCAAACUGCAGGUACACCUGCCAAUUUGGGUAAGAUCAAGGACAGGCAGGCGUUGGCGGAUGCCGACCCCUUGGGAGUGGAUGUGAACGUCAAUUUCGAUAGUGUUGGAGGAUUGCAAGGUCAUAUUGAUCAGCUGAAGGAGAUGGUGUCUCUUCCGCUUCUUUAUCCUGAAAUCUUUCAACGGUUCCAUAUUGUACCACCCCGUGGAGUCUUGUUCCACGGUCCUCCUGGUACUGGUAAGACACUUUUAGCCCGCGCACUGGCCAACAGUGUCAGCGCCGAAGGUCGAAAAGUCACCUUUUACAUGAGAAAGGGCGCAGAUGCCCUGAGCAAGUGGGUUGGAGAGGCUGAGCGUCAACUGCGAUUGCUCUUCGAGGAAGCUCGCAAAACACAACCGAGCAUCAUCUUCUUUGAUGAAAUCGAUGGCCUUGCACCUGUGCGAUCCAGCAAGCAAGAACAAAUUCAUGCUUCGAUCGUUUCCACUUUGCUGGCUUUGAUGGACGGUAUGGACGGUCGUGGCCAAGUCAUUGUAAUUGGUGCUACUAACAGACCCGACUCGGUUGAUCCCGCUCUCCGUCGCCCGGGCCGGUUCGAUCGCGAGUUCUAUUUCCCCCUUCCCAACAACGAGGGUCGACGGGCCAUCCUCGAUAUCCACACCAAGGGGUGGAAUCCUCCAUUGCCAAAUGAAAUUAAGGACGAGCUUUCUAAGAUUACAAAGGGCUACGGUGGUGCUGACCUGCGUGCGCUCUGCACGGAAGCUGCGCUAAAUGCCGUUCAGAGGAGAUACCCUCAGAUCUACAAGUCUGACAAGAAAUUGGUGAUUGACCCCAAGAACAUUGACGUGACGCCCAAAGACUUUAUGAUCGCCAUCAAGAAGAUGGUACCGUCGUCCGAGCGCUCUACAUCUUCAGGAGCUACCGCCUUACCUCAGAACGUGGAGCCUCUUCUCCGAGAACAACUACAAGAUAUUGAGACCUCGCUCUCAGAAAUUCUCCCCCAGCGCAAGCGACUGACUGCGCUCGAAGAAGCUCAGUUUGAAGAGCCAGAAGAUGGAAAUGGUUUCAAGCGAGAACAGAUCAUGCAAGACUUUGAUCGUUCACGGGUAUUUCGCCCUCGCUUGCUCUUGCGUGGUGCUCAUGGCAUGGGCCAGCAGUACCUUGCUGCAGCUCUUCUUCAUCACUUCGAGGGUCUGCACGUUCAGGCGUUUGAUCUUCCAACUCUGCUCAGUGACUCUACGCGAUCGCCCGAAGCUGCCGUGAUCCAACUCUUUGCAGAGGUCAAACGACACAAACCCAGUGUAAUCUACAUUCCAAAUAUUCAAACAUGGUUCGAGACUGUGGGCCCCGCUGUUCUUUCGACGUUCAUGGGUUUGUUGCGUUCAAUCCCGCCGACGGAUCCUGUCUUGCUGCUUGGAGUGCUCGAAUCAGCGGGCGAAGAUGUUGAUGCUAGUCUUCUCCACAAGUUGUUCGGGUACUCUAAGAAAAAUCUCUUUGAUUUGCACGCGCCCGGUGAGAAAGCUCGCCAUGAAUUCUUCGGCAAGCUCAUCGAAUACGUCAAGACGGCACCUUCAGAUUUCCCAGAUCCUGAGAAUCGCAAGAAACGUCAACUUGAAGAAUUGGAAGUUGCCCCUCCGCCACCUCCCAAGGCCGACAUACCCAUCUCCAAGCAGGAGCGCAAGGCUCAGAAAAAGAAAGAUCAUCAUACUCUCAACCUCCUGAAGAUUCGGAUUCAGCCGAUUAUGGAUCAGAUCAAGAAAUACAAGCGAUUCCGCCAGGGUGUUGUCGAUGAAAGCCAUAUCAGAUACCUGUGGGAAGAAGAGGAUCCGCAUAUCGUCACAAGUGAUCUCACUCCUGACCCGAUGACCAGCAAUCGGCCUUACGAGAAGGCCUUUGACAAGCACGGCUCACCUGGUCUUCGUGAGACAGCCACUGGUAAAUUCUACUACAACAUGGAGAUUGUGACGAUGGAGAAGCGAUUGUCAAAUGGCUUCUACAAACGCCCGUCUGACUUCCUGGCGGAUGUCAAGCGUAUCGCGAAGGAUGCGCGAACGCUAGGGGAACAAGAGCGGCUCCUCAGAGCAAAUGAGCUUCUGUCCAACGUGGAAGUUGAUAUUUCCACCAUUGAACAGACCGAACCAGCUCUCGUCGCAGAGUGUGAGAAUGUUUAUUUGCGGGAAAUGGCGCGUGAGAAGGAAGCCACUGAACGCGCACAGCGGGCGCAGGACGAAGUUCGGGCAGCUGCAUCUCGACCCGUGACCGCCGAAGAAGGGGACACUACGAUCCCCGAUCGUAGCGAGUUCUUCAAGACUGAUGCCCACGAGCGACCCGUCACGCCCAAUCAGCAUGGUAACGUCAGCCAUACCAAUGGUAUUCGCUAUCACAACGGCGGCGGCUCAGAUCUGAAUGAAUCAGGUCAUCAUGGUCACAGCAAUAGCUCUCAUGGUGAUGGUGAUGGCGAUGUCUUCAUGACCAACUCCGAGGAUCACUCCGGCAGCAAAGAUACCCAAGUGAGCUCCUUUGGGCCAUCUGCACAACCCAGACCGCCACAUUCGUACACUGCUCCUUCACAGCAAAUGCGUCGGGAGUCAGGUAUCUCCAGCUUUUCUCAGACAGGUGUUGUAACUCCCAUGGUCGCGGGGUCUCAGCCCGCCGAUUAUACCAACGAGGCUUCCACAACACAAACCACUUCGGACAAAAAGUCGUCAGGCCCGUCAGGUCAUUCGGGACAUUCUACGCACUCUGGUCAUCAUACACUCGAACAUACUCAGAGCUUCCACGGAUCACGAGAUGAAUUCCCUGAUCUCAACCAGUAUCCUGAUCGCGAUCCGCAACAGGAAGAGCACUUGCCUGACACUCAACAGGGCGCGAGCAGUCAACCAUCUCCUCGGCCCCGCGACCUGGUGCUUGGACCAGUCGAAGAUUUGAGUGCGAUAUACGGCAGCCAAUCUCAGCUGAAGCCUCAACCUCCCUUGUUUGAUGCAGAUCAGACUAAGCCUAUGCCUGAGCUGAUCAUCGACAUGGAACACAUUGAAAACCUCCAUAAGCAGCUCUCCCUACAGACCAGUGGAUGUUCGGUUGAGCAGCUCGAGCAAGUGAACACAUGUCUUAUGGAUUAUGUCUGGCGCAAGCGCGGUGAGUGGGAUCGCACAGCGGUCGCCAUUGGUGUCACUGAUACCUUCAAUGCUGUCAUGGACGACAUGCAGUCUCUCCAGGAGAUUGGAGCGAUCAGCCAGAAUACCAAGGAUCAGCUGGGCCACGCUAGCUUUUCCGCAUGA
Penicillium diatomitis is the source of this 4845-nucleotide messenger RNA. RefSeq names its product chromatin segregase YTA7. Gene Ontology annotation, biological process: positive regulation of transcription by RNA polymerase II. The transcript is spliced from 2 exons. Gene Ontology annotation, cellular component: nucleus. Gene Ontology annotation, molecular function: ATP hydrolysis activity; histone binding; ATP binding. Lineage: Eukaryota; Fungi; Ascomycota; Eurotiomycetes; Eurotiales; Aspergillaceae. The record is from RefSeq and is a predicted model, not a curated record. The coding region runs from base 1 to 4845 and encodes 1614 amino acids.